AUCUUUCCGAGUGACAGCAAUCUAAAAUUAGAUGUUUUUGUUUUGUCAUUGAUACGGUCGGAUUUGAACUUUGAACCAGAUCCUCAGAAUGGCGGAGAGCAAACGCACAACUCUUUGUGCCACGAUUGUGGGCUGAUGUAUCAAAUACAGUGUCAUAAACAAAUUAAUAUACAACAAAGUGUAAUACAUAAGUACGUAGAUGCAUUCGCAAUGGUACUUGUGGAGUUAAUCGGGGCUUUCAUCAUUGCCCUAAGCAUUGUAUAUAUUUAUUUUAAAUUUGUGAUAUUUAAUUUCUGGCGCAAAAGGGGUGUUUUUUAUAUCGAACCCGUUGUACCAACUGGAAAUAUAACAGAUCUUGUAACUGGAAAAGCACAAAUAGGUGUAUUUUUCAAAGAUGUCUACAUGAAAUACAAGCAUCAUCGUGUUAUUGGAAUGUAUUCACUUUAUAAACCAGUCUUGUUGAUCAAUGAUCCCGAUCUUAUUCGGACGGUGUUUACAAAGGAAUUCGAAAGUUUCCAUGAUCGAGGAGUAUAUUGCAAUGAAAAGAUUGAUCCUUUGUCCAACCAUCUGUUUUUUAUAUCUGGAAAAAAAUGGAAAAAUAUGCGCAUCAAGAUGACGCCCACUUUCACUUCAGCAAAGAUAAAGCAGAUGUUUUCGCUCAUAAAAGAGUGCGGCGAUGAACUCGCAAACUAUCUGGAGAGCAAAGCACAAAUGAAAGAUUCCGUCGAGAUGAAAGAUAUGGCUGCAAGGCACGAUUUUCUGAAUCUACUCAUUCAACUUAUGGAGAAGGGCUAUAUUGAAUCUGACGAUGACAAGAAGGCCAUCAAUACAUCAAUAACCGUAAACAAACUUACUAUGGCGGAAGCUGCUGCACAAAGUUAUAUCUUUUUCAUAGCUGGCUUUGAAUCAGUCUCGACGACAGUCACGUUCGCUUUAUAUGAAUUAGCUCAACAUCAAGAUAUACAAGACAAAGUUUGCAAGGAAAUCGAUGAAAUAUUAGCAAAACAUGGUGGUUUGACUUACGAUGCUAUGAAUGAAAUGACAUAUCUUCAUAAAGUAAUGAAUGAGACUUUGAGAAAAUAUCCACCUAUUCCAUUACUAGUUCGCAUCUGUACCAAGGAUAUAGAUCUACCGACAACGAACAUUCAUCUCCCAAAGGGGACUUUAAUCAAUAUACCGUUGCUUGGACUGCAUCGAGAUCCGUCAAUAUAUCCGGACCCAGAUAAAUUUGAUCCUGAACGAUUCAACGCAGAUAAAGUAGCAGAAAGACAUCCUUAUGCAUAUUUGCCAUUCGGGGAAGGCCCACGAAAUUGCAUUGGUGCACGAUUUGGUUACAUGCAGACCAAAGUUGGACUCGUGAGUCUUCUGUCGAAAUACAAUUUCAAACUUCAUUCCCGGACUCAGGACCCGAUUAUUUUUAACGAAAAGUUUCCUGUUCUUUCGGCAAAAGGCGGUGUACACUUGAUUAUCGAACCACGAUAAAAUAAUCGCGUUUUUAUGUAAACUUAAAAAUACAUAUUUGUAUUCUUGAUCUAUUCUAAA
Molecule: messenger RNA, 1542 nt
Organism: Wasmannia auropunctata (little fire ant)
Lineage: Eukaryota; Metazoa; Arthropoda; Insecta; Hymenoptera; Formicidae
Product: probable cytochrome P450 6a20
Exons: 8
Coding region: 136-1482 (448 amino acids)
Molecular function (GO): heme binding; monooxygenase activity; iron ion binding
Source: RefSeq, a predicted model, not a curated record